UACAGACGUCACGUGUGUAUUGGCGCUCAAUAUAAUAUACCUAUACAGGUUAUUGGAGACAUACAAAUCUCAGGUGUUCAGCACCCUAUCGAAGGUCGAGACAAUACACAGACAUGGCGGCGGUUGUAGGUGUCCGGAGUCCAGUUAAAAUACAGAACUUUUUCGACUUCCAUGCCACAACUUUGGAAGGAGAGAAAAUUAAUUUUUCCAAGUACAAGGGGAAGGUGAUCCUGGUGAUGAAUGUUGCGUCUCUCUGAGACACGACCGUACGGGAUUAUACCCAGAUGAACGAGCUGGUCGAGAAAUUCGGAGAUAAGCUUGUCGUUCUGGGUUUCCCGUGCAAUCAGUUCGGACACCAGGAGAACACCAAGAAUCACGAGAUCCUGAAUGCUCUAAAGUACGUCCGACCUGGAAACGGUUUCGUUCCCAAAUUCCCAGUAUUUGAGAAACUGGAGGUGAACGGAAAGAACGCGUCAGAGAUAUUUGUGUUCCUACGCAACCACCUUCCAUUGCCGAGUGAUGAUGCCUUCUCCUUCAUGAAUUCGUGUAAAAGUAUCAUCUGGGAACCAGUGAGUAGGACAGACCUUGCCUGGAACUUCGAGAAGUUCCUUAUCACACCAGACGGCAAACCUCAUAAACGAUUCAGUCGUUACUUUCAGACCUGUAACCUUCAGAGUGAAAUAAAAACACUUAUUGAGAAGUUCAAAAUCGUAGAUUAACGUAAAGAUGCUAAAAAAUAGUUCCGAAGAACGUCGUCCAUAUGUUGAGAUAGGGAGCCGACUUCAUACCAAAACAUCAUGAAUAAUUUAUAAAUCAUCCCUGAAUUAAAUGUUUUCCUAGUUAGUACUGUGUAUACACGUUUGUUAUGGCGCCUAUGUCCCGGGGUGGGUUGACUGGGUGUGGCGAGGACUACUGUAUUAAUGAUCAGCGUACCAGAAAGCCAUUGUGCCGGUCCGCUGUGAUACCCUACAGGCCCUCACUGUAAGCAGUCAACACUACCUUCGGGAGGCAAUAAAAACAUAAAACAUGAAA
Molecule: messenger RNA, 1032 nt
Organism: Ylistrum balloti
Lineage: Eukaryota; Metazoa; Mollusca; Bivalvia; Pectinida; Pectinidae
Product: glutathione peroxidase 2-like
Exons: 2
Biological process (GO): response to oxidative stress
Molecular function (GO): glutathione peroxidase activity
Source: RefSeq, a predicted model, not a curated record